Molecule: messenger RNA, 833 nt
Organism: Hipposideros armiger (great roundleaf bat)
Lineage: Eukaryota; Metazoa; Chordata; Mammalia; Chiroptera; Hipposideridae
Product: zinc finger protein 17-like
Exons: 1
Biological process (GO): regulation of transcription by RNA polymerase II
Cellular component (GO): nucleus
Molecular function (GO): DNA-binding transcription factor activity, RNA polymerase II-specific; RNA polymerase II transcription regulatory region sequence-specific DNA binding
Source: RefSeq, a predicted model, not a curated record
GUGGGAAAUGUAUUAAAGACAGCUCCACGCUCAUCAUUCAUCAGAGAAUUCACACUGGAGAAAAGCCAUAUAAAUGCAGCGAAUGUGGGAAAUUCUUCAGGUACAGCUUCACCCUCAAAAGACAUCAGAGAGCUCACACUGGAGAAAGGCCAUACGAGUGCAACGUGUGUGGGAAAUUUCUUAUGGACAUCUCCACACUUAUUAUUCAUCAGAGAGUUCACACCAGGGGAAGGCGUUUUGAGUGCAGCAAAUGUGGAAAAUUCUUUAGGUACCGCUUCACACUUGAGAGACAUCAGAAAGCUCACACUGGAGAGAGGCCUUAUGAGUGUAGUGAGUGUGGGAAACUCUUUAGGCACAACUCAAAUCACAUUAGACAUCGGAGAAACCACACUGGGGAGAGGCCUUAUGAGUGCAGCGUAUGUGGUAGACUCUUUAGCCAAAACUCCCACCUCAUUCGGCACCAAAACAUUCACACCAGAGAAAAAACAUAUGAAUGUGGUCAGUGUGGGAAGUUCUUUAUGGAUGGUUCCACACUCAUUAUUCAUCAGAGAGUUCACACUGGAGAAAAGCCUUACGAGUGCAGUGAAUGUGGGAAGUCCUUUAGAUACAACUCCAGCCUCAUUAAACAUCGGAGAAUUCACACUGGGGAAAGGCCUUAUGAGUGUGUCAAUUGUGGGAGAGGCUUUCGGCAGAACUCCCACCUUGUUCGGCACCAAGAUGUUCACACCAAAGAGUAUUGCAAACUGGAAAAGCCUUCAAAGAAAAGUCUGCUCUCAUUUAGCAUGGGAAGUACUGCUAUAUAGAUUGGGUUGAUUAUUUAUUUAUUUAUUUAU